Prunus armeniaca (apricot) is the source of this 741-nucleotide messenger RNA. Lineage: Eukaryota; Viridiplantae; Streptophyta; Magnoliopsida; Rosales; Rosaceae. The record is from the annotation of a GenBank genome assembly.
AUGGUUAUCGAUGAUAUUUUUUCUUUCACAGUAGCUACUGAAAUUAUAAAAGGUCACGAAGAUAUUGAACCACGAUGUGUUGAUGAAUGCAAAGAGAGGCCUGAUUGGCCAAAGUGGAAAGACGCAAUCAAAGUUGAGUUAAAUUCCUUGGAAAAACGUGGUGUAUUCGGACCUGUGGUUCAAACACCGCAAGGUGUAAAACCUGUGGGAUAUAAAUGGGUGUUCACAAGAAAGCGUAAUGAGAAAAAUGAGAUUGCAAGGUAUAAGGCACGACUCGUUGCGCAAGGCUUUUCUCAAAGGCUUGGGAUUGAUUAUGAAGAAACAUAUUCUCUUGUUAUGGAUGCAAUUACGUUCCGUUAUUUAAUAAGUCUAGCAGUUUCAGAAAAAUUUGACAUGCGUCUUAUGGACGUUGUUACUGCAUACUUAUACGGGGAGUUAGAUGCCAAUAUUUAUAUGAAAGUCCCAGAAGGACUCAAGUUGGCAGAAUCAAACACUAAAUCACGAAACAUGUACUUCAUUAAGCUGAGACGUUCACUAUAUGGGUUGAAACAAUCCGGACGAAUGUGGUAUAACCGUCUUAGUGAAUAUUUGAUUAAGGAAGGCUACAUCAAUGAUCCAAUAUGCCCUUGUGUUUUUAUAAAGAAAUCAAAUUCUGGAUUUGCAAUUAAAACUGCUGAAUGUUUAAAGUGUGAAUUUGAGAUGAAAGACCUUGGAAAAACUAAAUAUUGUUUGGGCUUGUAG